GUGAGCUUCCAACAGAGCGCAGCUGCUUUGCGCUGAACAACCAUGACGUUUGAGUGGUAACAGGCAGCUUCCGUCGCCCACCGCCCUCAAAGCUUCCGGUUAGAUUUGAUUCCAGGUGCACUUUCUCCCAGCUUAUUUGGCUUCUGUUAGCGGCUAUCCUGCCUGUUUGUUCCCGGCGUUAGGUGCCUCUCCUCGGCUGUUUCUCAGGAGCAGGGAUGGUGUUGUCAACGUCACAACAAGUCGCCUUGGCGUUCACGGCGGUGCUCUUCACGUUUGUCGUGCUGCCGAGGUUAUUCGGAGUAGGUGGGGGAACAGCGGCGAAGGAAACCAAAUUUGACCCUCGCUACAACAGAAAAGGUCCAGGCCCAGGUGCAUCGAGGGGUCAGCCCAGUAACGUGAACUCCCCUGGCUCCCAUCAGAGCGCUGAUAACGUCCAGCAGAUGAAGAAACGCAUGGAGCAGGAGAUGAAGAGUGACAAGUACAAGUCCAACAACAACAAAGGCUAUGUGUUCACGCUAAUGCCCCUCUAUGCCAUCGGAGUGGGAGUGUUUGCAGCUUACAAGUUUCUGAAGAUCAAGUCUUCAGAUGACAAAGCACAAAAGGACAAAUGUGCUAAAGGGGCCAAAAAGUCAGCGGAGGCAGAGAACCAAUUAAAUGAGUUGGAACAAAGGCUGGCCCAGACAGAAAGGAUGCUUAACUCUAUCCUCACCCAGCUGGACCCACUCACUAACUGUGUGAAAUCAGUUGCUCAGGAGCAGAAAAACGAGAUCAUGUCACAGCUUCAGACCAUCCGCUACCUGAUGAAGAAGAGGGGAAUGGACUGUCCUCCGCUGAACGGCAACGACAUUUCACGUGGGCGAAAUCUGCAGGAGCUGAUUGAGUCCAUCGGAGCUAGCCAGACCGCCACAGCAGCGGACACACAGCCAUCGCCUGAGACUGUAGAAGCUCCCGAGAAGGUUUACAAGCAGCCUUCUGAUGGCAAAGAUGAGGCCGCAGCAGAAGGCGAAGAAAUGAUGGAGCUCCGACCAGAAAAACCUGUUGGUGAAGAAGAGGAUGUAGAGGCAGGGGAGAUGAAAGAUAAAGGAGAAGACGAUAUGGAAGGCUUGGAGCCUAUUGAGCUCGAGUCUGCUUCAUCAUGCAAGACAGACAUUGAGGAGAUCUGUGCAGAGCAGCCUGUAAGCGGCCUCAGGCGACGUAACAGGCCUGAAUGAACUCUGUGCAAGGAGAUAGAAAUGUGAAAGUUUACUAGGAAUAUUUAUUGUCUGAAAGGUUUCCAGAGCUCAUGCAGUCAUGACAUAAACCAUUAGAAACUUAA
Molecule: messenger RNA, 1315 nt
Organism: Girardinichthys multiradiatus
Lineage: Eukaryota; Metazoa; Chordata; Actinopteri; Cyprinodontiformes; Goodeidae
Gene: ccdc107
Product: coiled-coil domain containing 107
Exons: 6
Coding region: 216-1211 (331 amino acids)
Biological process (GO): synaptic transmission, cholinergic; protein localization to cell surface
Cellular component (GO): neuron projection; intracellular membrane-bounded organelle; neuronal cell body
Source: RefSeq, a predicted model, not a curated record